Messenger RNA from Rhinolophus ferrumequinum (greater horseshoe bat), 2079 nucleotides. It is a transcript of the gene MARCHF5, whose product is annotated as membrane associated ring-CH-type finger 5. Lineage: Eukaryota; Metazoa; Chordata; Mammalia; Chiroptera; Rhinolophidae. Gene Ontology annotation, molecular function: zinc ion binding. The coding region runs from base 326 to 1162 and encodes 278 amino acids. The record is from RefSeq and is a predicted model, not a curated record. The transcript is spliced from 6 exons.
CCUCACAGAGGUAGCUCCUCCGCCGGCAGCAACUCGGCGCCCGCGGUCCAUGGACCGGAACCCCGGGCCGACGGGCAGGAACCCGGGCCGCGAUCGUCGCCUCCCCGCCCCAGGCUCCUCCUCCUCGCUCCCCACCGCCUCCUCCGGACGCCCGCAGGCAGCGCACUGCAGGCUCCGGGCUCUCGGAGCCGCCCCGAGAGACUGGGUGGCGGGUUCGCGGCUGCCACGGAACUGAGGCCUACUCCGCCGUUUCUCAGUGCUAUUGUCCCUGGGCCCGGCCCUGACCGGGUCCACUGGGGAGGCGAGUGCGCCGGCUCCGCGGAAAAUGCCGGACCAAGCCCUACAGCAGAUGCUGGACAGAAGUUGCUGGGUGUGUUUUGCCACCGAUGAAGAUGAUAGAACCGCCGAAUGGGUGAGACCGUGCAGGUGCAGAGGAUCUACCAAAUGGGUUCACCAGGCUUGUCUGCAGCGCUGGGUGGAUGAAAAGCAAAGAGGAAACAGUACAGCCAGAGUGGCGUGUCCUCAGUGCAAUGCUGAAUACUUAAUAGUUUUUCCAAAGUUGGGUCCCGUGGUGUAUGUCUUGGAUCUUGCAGAUAGACUGAUCUCAAAAGCCUGUCCCUUUGCUGCAGCAGGAAUAAUGGUUGGCUCUAUCUAUUGGACAGCUGUGACCUACGGAGCAGUGACAGUGAUGCAGGUUGUAGGCCAUAAAGAAGGUCUGGAUGUUAUGGAGAGAGCUGAUCCUUUAUUCCUUUUAAUUGGACUUCCUACUAUUCCUGUCAUGCUGAUAUUAGGCAAGAUGAUUCGCUGGGAGGAUUAUGUCCUUAGACUAUGGCGCAAAUACUCAAAUAAACUACAAAUUUUGAACAGUAUAUUUCCAGGAAUUGGUUGUCCUGUUCCUCGAAUUCCAGCUGAGGCUAAUCCUUUAGCAGAUCAUGUCUCUGCCACCCGAAUUUUGUGUGGAGCACUUGUCUUUCCUACUAUUGCGACAAUAGUUGGUAAACUGAUGUUUAGUAGUGUUAAUUCUAAUUUACAAAGGACAAUCUUGGGUGGAAUUGCUUUUGUUGCCAUAAAAGGAGCAUUCAAGGUUUACUUCAAACAGCAGCAAUAUUUACGUCAGGCACACCGCAAAAUUCUAAAUUAUCCAGAGCAAGAAGAAGCAUAAAACUUUAACUUCUAGUUGUUCUGCAGUCCUCUCAUCCUUAUGAGUCUGUUGUGUUGUUUUGAUUCCAUCAUUAAUGCACAGUAGUGGAGACCUGUGUUAAGCUGCUGCUCCCCAAGUUUUAAGAAAUAUAAUAAAAGCACUUAGGGCAAGGGAAAUCCUCUCAGUAAUCACGGAACCUAAGGCUGGGAUUUGUUUUCAUUAUUCUGUAUGUACUUCUUUUAUGGCAGUCAUCUGAACCACUACCUUAGCAUGGUAAACCUGGGCUUUGUUCCUUUUUUCUCCAGACAGAAAUGUAAAGAUCAAACUACAAAUAUUGAAAAGUGCACAUGCUAUUUUAUUCAGAUGCCUUUUUUGUACAUAUUCAUGUUCAAUGUUUUCUUAGAAUCAGACUCGAUGAAGGUACUAUGAGGAUUUUUCUCACUGGCAUAAUUUGAUUUCAUGUUAAACAGUAGUAUAUGUUAAUAUGAGGAAAUGUAAAUUAAAUUAGUUAUAAAUAAAUAACCAAAAAUGUAUGUAAACAUUCACAUGAUUAUCUGAACAAAUGCAAUUUUGUUGUUUUUCUUAACCCAUGUGAUGUCCUCCAAAAUGUGUAGGGUAAAAAUUCACAGGGCUUCCAGAUCACUUUUUUCACUAUUAAAUUUUAUUUAUAUAAUGUUGACAUCUCAUAGUUCAUAAUGUAAUUUGGACUCAUGCAGUCUUAAUUACUUUGUGUGUGUGUGUGUGUGUGUGUGUGUGUGUGUGUGUGAAAGAGAGAGAGAGAGAGAAGCAAGAAGCAAGAGAGAGUGACAUCAGGUCCUUCCAUCACUGGAAUAAGGUUUUUAAAUCCAUAUUUCUAGAAAUUAGAGCUGCCAGUUUCUAGUAGUUUGAGCACAGAGAAUGAUUUGCAAAAAAAUCAAUAAAGUUAUUUUACUCUUGUC